Molecule: messenger RNA, 4999 nt
Organism: Prorocentrum cordatum
Lineage: Eukaryota; Dinophyceae; Prorocentrales; Prorocentraceae
Source: the annotation of a GenBank genome assembly
GCGCGGGCGCGCCGGCGCACCGCGCGGCCGCGCGCCCCGGAGGCCAGCGUUCGGGGGCGACGCCGGCCGACGAGGCCAGCGCGUGGCCCCCUGCGCCCACGCCGCGUCGCCGCGCGUAGAUCUCGGAAGGAGAGGCGCUAGGCGUGUGGCAUGUCCCAUGGAGACACCGCCAGGCGCAAGAUCGUCGUUGGCUUCACGGUGCACGAGGCGAAGGAACUCAGCAAGGAUGGCGUUGCCAUCGACCCGCUCGUCAUCGUGAGGGCCGCAGGGAGGGAGUUCAAGACGCAGAUGAAAACGGGCAAGAUCCAGCACGCGAAGUUCGAAGAAGGGCACAUAUGGAACGACCUGUACUUGACAGAAGACGAGUUCAACAUGUCCUUCAUAGACUUCGAGCUCCAGGCCGCCAACGCCUUCACGCGGAACGACGUGGUCGGGUCCGCCAGGGUGCAGCUUGCCAUGGUGCGCAAGCGGGGGAACCACACCGUAGUGGGGAAGUGGCUGCAGCUCACCAGCUGCCACGAGAGCACCGCCAGGCUGCGGGCGACCAUCUUCUGCUACGGGGAGGGGGACGCGCCUCCGGCGGCCACGGAGGUCACCAACUGCGAGGAGGAGGCCGCCGCGCACGUCGCGGACCUGAAGAACGCCGUGCUGGACACGGUGGGGCGCAAGGACCAGGGCCAGCAGCAGACUGGGCAGAGCUACCACCUCUUCGUACAGGUUCACCGCGCGGAGGACCUGGGAGGUGGCGAUAGGAUGUACAACCCGUACGUGACGGUCGAGUUCAACGGCCACAAGCUCGCUUCGCAGCACGUCAAGGACGCCAAUAAGCUCAACUUCGAGGAGCAGUUCCGGUUGCCCGUGCAGACGCCCCUGCUGGCGGACGCCAUCGUGAUCCGGGUCUGGAGCAAGAACAAGUGGGGUGCGGACGACAUCAUCGUGCAGGGCCGGCUGUCAUUCUCCCUGAUCCGCAUGCACGCCAUGCCGCCGCAGUGGUUCACCUUCUACGGCUUCUCGUCGAAGGAAGUGCCCGACGUCGAGCAGAUCUGUGCUAUUGGAGAGGUGGUGGAGGAGAACACUUACCAGGGUAGGCUUCUGAUCAGCAGCCACGUUGCCAAGGUCAAGCACGGCAGCCUUCUGAAGGCCGCUACGAUCAACGGCGGCGCCUUCGAGGAGCCAGCCUCUGCGCAGAUAACGCUGCUGGCGGACGUCUACGAGAUCAGCGGCAUCGACGGCUCCCAAGCCUACGUCACCAUGUCUCUCGGCAAGACGUGCAAGAAAACCAAGACGGUGACUAGGGAGGAAGACGAGCCGAACUUCAACAUGGCUGAGGGGGAUGCGGGCCGCAUGCCGCUGCUGGUCGGCGUGAUGCCCGUGGACCCCAAGAACCAGAUGGAUGUGAUCGUGUCGCUGCACGUGAAGACCAGCUCUAACGUGCUCGGCAUCAGCGAGGAUGGCUUUCGACGCGUCGGUUUCGUUCGACUCAAACUUUCCGAGAUCCGCGACUGGGAGGGGGACUCGCACAUCCCCAAAUGGAUGGCCAUGAGGCCCAUGGUGCACUUGCCCAGCAGCGUGAAGCCAGGAGCGAUACUGCUGACCCUCUCGAAGACGAGUAAGGUGGCUGUAAAGGACAGGGUCAAGCCCACUUUCAAGAAGAUGUCCUUCCAGCUACGCUGUUACCUGUGCGCAGCCAGGGGCCUGAACAACCAAACGGAGGAGAUGCCGAAGGCCUUCUGCGAGGUGUCUUGCGCGGGGCAGUCUGCUCGGACGCAAACGGCGGAUGACCCGCCCACGGCGGCACCGCGCUGGGCGGAGUGCCUGACGAUACUGAUCGAGCUGCAGUACUCGGUUCAGCACUCCCGGGUGUACCCAGAACCGAUCCAGAUAGUAGUCUACGAUGACCUGGAGGGUGCAGGCAGCGCGUACGAUAAGCUCGCCAUGGCCUAUGAGACCGCCAAGGAGGUUGCUCAGUCCCAGGACGCCUUGAAGGAAUUGCAGAACCGCGGCAAGGCUGCCGUUGAAGGGAUCGAGAACCAGGAGGAGUUCGGCGUCAAGUUGAAGAAAGGUGCUUUGGAUAUGUUUGGCGCCCUUCAGGACACGGUAGGCGCCAUAGGUGGCGACGUGUUGGCAAAGAAGCGGAUGGGUGCCAUAGUCAACGGGCGCCGCGUGAUGGGGCGCGCUCACGUCCAUUUCAACAACAUCCUCAAACCCCCGCACAGCAAGGGCAUCACGCCUAUGUGGAUCAAGCUGAGGGGGGGCGUGGGUGGCUCGAACCACUCGGGUGACAUCCUCGUCGGCUUCGAGAUGCUGAAGCCGAAAUACGCGUCGAGGGCCUACUGCAACGACCCUAUCCUGCCGAAGAAGGCGACGCCUCCCGGGGCCAGGCAGUGCGUCAUCUCCGUGGCCGUGGCCGGUCUCCGGGGCGUGGUCGUCCCCGAGGGCUACAGCGCCCUGGACAAGCCCCGCCUGGAAAUCGCGAUGGCCAAGUUCCGAAAACAGGACACGUCCGAGAAGGACGACAAGGGCGACAAGGCUGGCGAGGAGGUGGAGGAGGAGAACCAGGCGAACGAGCAGGCAGCUGCCAAGGCGAAGCCGAAGGCGAAGGGCAAGGCCAAGGAGAAGGGCAAGGAAAAGGAGGACGUGGGCACCGAGAAGAUCAGGUUCACCCGCAAGCCCCCGGAAGGCCAGGAGGUGAACAAGGACGACUACAACAGGAAGUGGACGACUCAAGGCGUCUCUGGCUGGGAGUUCCUCCGGGUCGUCCACCUGCCCGCCUUGAUACCCAACGUCGCCGUUUGGGAGCCCGACCUGAAGAUACGGCUAUUGGACGAGAAGGACCGCCUCGUGGCGGAGGGGCGCGCGAGCAUCGCGGACCGCCUCCCGUGGGACAACACGCAGGGGAAGAGGACGCGCGCCCUCAGGUCGGUCCAGUCGCUGGACGACUGGCCCCCAGACCCCGACCUGGAGGAGGACGGCGGCGUCCCCGUCAGCGACGAGGACGACGACGCGAACUACAAGACGGUCGAGUUCGGCGAGGAGCCCCUGCAGAUGCGCUUCAACGGCAGCGACGCGAAGCUCUUCCCGCCCGUGCUGGAGGCGCUGGCCAAGAGCUCCGCCGCGCGGCGGGCGGGCGUGAAGGCGGGCGACUGGCUCGUGGGGUACACCCGGCCGAGGGAGAAGGAGAAGCCCACGGGGCACUGGUCGCAGGCGCAGGCCGCCGCGUUCCUCCAGAGCAUGGAGGAGGAGAGGGUGCGGCCGCUCACGCUGCGCUUCCGGCGGAAGGGCCGCGACGAGGUCUCCGUGAGGCUGGCGGAAAGCAGCCAGAAGACGAUGCUGGACUUCGAGAACGACGAGAGCGUCAGGCCCCCGAAGAUCCUGAAGGACAACACAAAGGACGGCUGGUGGACGAAGCAGGGAGUGAAGAAGGGGUGGCGGAUCGUCGACAUCAACGGCUUCGACUGCCGGGCCUUGCACGGGACCCACGAUUUCUUCAAGAAGCUGCUGGGUAUGCGGCCCAUCAUCGUCACGUGCAGGGACGCGAAGCCUGCCAACGCCUCGGCGGAGCGGGAGCUGCAACUGCGCGCGAAGGUCAUGCUCAGCGGCGUGCCGUCCAGCUACGUAAAGGCCCUCGAGCACAAGCUGAGGCACACCGACGCCACCCUCGACGGCACGCUGGUGCCGCGGUGCUCGCCGAUACUGCCGCCUGUCGGGGAUUCGAAGGCGAUGAACAUGUGGCCCUCCCGCGAUGGCUGCCUCGACGUGCAGGGCAAGCCCGUCCCUGUUGCGACGGGAGAUGUUGACGGCUCGGACGAGCGUUCGCGACCCACCGUCGAGGGCAGGCUGGAGGACUCGAUGACGAAGCCCGAGUUCGAGGCGAUUCCGCUGUUCAACGGCAACUACAAAGUCGGUGUCGUGAAACUGGCGUACACGGUGAAGAAUCCGGUGCCGUUUGACAUCAAUUGGGUCAGCAACCCCAAGCACAAUCAAGAUAAGUGGGAGAAGGAGAUCUUCGAUGAGAAGAGGCUGCGGAGGCGCUUCAAGGUGGGGCAGCCAGCAAAGCUGCGGGUCCGCACGUACAUCACGCGCGGCAUCAGCGUGAGCGGUGCUCUCCAGGGAGUGGGCAACCCCUUCUUGUACUUCUCGUACGGCAGCGACACAGUGAAGCUAGAGGGGCGUCGGAAAAUGAACACCUCGGAGCCACGGUUCUUCACGACGGAGGAGCGCGACAUCCAGCUGCCUGACCAGGCCCUUUUCGAGGUGGGCCUGUACGACUGGCAGCAGUACGGCGAACCCCUUCUUAUCGGCAAGACCCUGAUAGACCUGGAGGACAGGUGGUUCACAGAGGACUAUCAGGAGUACAUGAAGAAACAUCAGGUGCCGAUCGAGUAUCGGCCGAUCCUCAGCGGCGACGCGGGCUCCCUCUGCAAGGGCUCGCUGGAGAUGUGGGUGGAGCUCCUGGAUUCUCAGGAGGCGGCCGAAGUGAGGAAAAGCCCCCUCUUCCAGCCGCCGCCAGUCGAGGUGGAGAUGCGUGUCAUCGUGUGGGGCGUGCGGAACAUGUCCCUGCGGAUGUGCGUGGACGAGUUCGGGGACGAGCGCGGGCGAGUGGACGUCCUGGCGCGCUGCGCCCUGUCGUGCUCGGCCUUCCUCGGGCCACAGCCCGACGCCCAGGAGACCGACAUCCACUACGGCUCCGAGGGCGAGGCGGAGUUCAACUGGCGGUUCGUGUACUCCAAGAUCGCCGUCACCAAGGGCGUGCCUCUGCAGUGCCACCUGCAGCUGAGCCUGUGGGAGCACUUCUCGCUGAAGCGCCCGGUGCUGCUGUGCGAGAACCUGAUGGACAUGAAGAACUACUGCACCAGGGUCGCGCGCACGAGAGACGUGUUCGAGAUCGAGAGCGAGGUGCCCCUCACCAACCGGAUGCUGACGAAGCUGCUGCAGGCCGAGGCCGAGGAGAAGCAGUGGGACUCCGUGCCAAACGAAGGCGGUGACAGCAGCUCCGAGG